UAAACCACGCACUGUAGCUGAAAAGCAAAAGCUAACUUCCAUUCAAACACACCUUCCCCAGCUUACACCAACUAGCCAAACCAGUCACCCUCCCUUCCUAGCCUCUCAAAAUGUAAGUCUGAACUCUUUUUAAAUUUCACAUCACUUCUUCUUCCCCUGAGAGAGAUGAGAACCACAAGAAUGGAGGUUAUCCGAUCCGAAAAAAGCAUGAUUUACAAUCAAAAUCAAGUUUUCAUACUGAUUUUAGAGUAACAAAUGUGUAGAGCAAAUAGCGUAUAUAUUAGCCGUCGUUGAAGAAUAAAGGGAAGGAGCAAUGAGGAUCAUGAAGGCAGUGAGGAUAUAAGAAACAUUCUGCAAGAACUGAAGAGAAUUAAUUGACUGCUCUUUUUUCCAUUACAGAAUGGGAUAUGAAAACAAUAUAGGGAAGUAUCGUUUGGGACGAACCAUCGGAGAAGGUACUUUUGCCAAGGUUAAGCUGGCCUUGGAUACCACAAAUGGCCGUUAUGUUGCAGUCAAGAUCAUCGAUAAGCAGAUGGUUGUGGAAAGCAAUCUCAAGUCUCAGGUGAAAAGAGAGAUAAGAACCAUGAAACUGCUGCAUCACCCCAACAUCGUACAGAUAUACGAGGUGAUCGGUACAAAGACGAAAAUUUACCUUGUAAUGGAAUAUGUACCCGGAGGACAACUUUCAGACAAGUUGUCUUACAUCAAGAAAUUUGGCGAAUCCGAAGCUAGGAAAGUUUUCCAUCAACUAAUUGAUGCUGUAGAUUAUUGUCAUAACAGGGGAGUAUAUCACAGAGAUCUAAAGCCAGAAAACCUGCUACUGGAUAACAAGGGAAAUAUCAAAGUAUCCGAUUUCGGACUAAGUGCAUUGAGGAAGCCAGGAGAUAUACUAAAUACGACAUGCGGCUCCCCAUGCUAUGUAGCACCUGAGCUUCUUGCUAAUAAGGGCUAUGAUGGAGCUGCGGCAGAUGUUUGGUCUUGUGGAGUAAUCCUUUAUGAACUACUUGCAGGUCAUCUACCAUUUGAUGACAAUAACCUUAUGAUAUUAUACAAGAAGAUAUCUGGAGCAGAAUAUGCAUUUCCACAAUGGUUUACAGAAAAUCAAAAGAAGCUAAUCUCCAGGAUACUUUGCGCAAAUCCUAAAAAGAGGGUAACUAUUCCAGAAAUCAUUGAAGAUAAAUGGUUUCGGAAAGAUUACGUACGUUCUUGUGGAUAUGAAUGCACUGAGAAAGUCCAGCUUGAUGAUGUGAAUGCUGCGUUAGAUUCAAUAGAGGAGAAAGGAAAAGAGACAAACAUGACCAAAUCCUCAAAUUUCAUCAACGCUUUCCAAUUGAUAGCAAUGUCACAAGACCUUGAUUUAUCCGGUCUCUUUGAAGAGCAGGACAAUAAGCAAAUGACAAGACUAGGCUCUAAGCAUACAGUUAAUGAGACUAUCAAGAAAAUAGAAGCUGCAGCAAUGGAUGUGAGUUUGGCAGUCGAACGGACGAAUAAUUUCAAGAUGAAAAUGCUUCUUCCAAAACAAAGAAUGACUAGAUGUUCCAGAUCAUAUUUUGACCUAUCAGCAAAGGUAAUUGAGGUUUCUCCCAGUAAUUGUGUCGUGGAAAUAUCAAAAUCAGCCGGGGAGAUAAGAUUGUACAAAGAGUUUUGCUCAAGCCUAUCAAGUUUGCUGAAAGAUAAAGGAAAAGUGCCAUUGCAUAUUCAGGACUCCAAUGAAAUUAGCACAGAGGACAAAAGUAUACAACAAAGUGUCAGCCGAGAAGAUAAUUGCAACAAAAAUAGCAAGGAUAGAGGCUAUUUGUCCUCUUGAUCAUUACAGAGAAAUUUAAUUUAGUAAAGCCUUUGUCCAAUGUAAUUUCCAGGAGGAUCAUAGUUGCAAGUCAUGAAAACACCCCUACCCCCAAGACACACCACUCUAGCACAACCAAUUCUACUUGUACUUCUCCAAAUAAUCAGAGAAUAAUGUCCACAAUCCCGAUUCCCAACACAA
Tripterygium wilfordii is the source of this 1987-nucleotide messenger RNA. Its product is annotated as CBL-interacting serine/threonine-protein kinase 21-like. Lineage: Eukaryota; Viridiplantae; Streptophyta; Magnoliopsida; Celastrales; Celastraceae. The record is from RefSeq and is a predicted model, not a curated record. Gene Ontology annotation, molecular function: protein kinase activity; ATP binding. The coding region runs from base 401 to 1807 and encodes 468 amino acids. The transcript has 15 exons. Gene Ontology annotation, biological process: protein phosphorylation; signal transduction.